UUGCUUUGAGGAACGGUCACCUCAUGAUGAUGUGUGCACACCCCGCCUCUUCCCAGCUGAUGCUCGCGCCCUGCUGUCAAUUUCUAUUCUGAGAGAAGAGUAGUUGAGAAAGGGGGAAAACAGAAAACAAGAGAGGGUCUGCGGGGGUAGCGCAGUAAAAUAUCCAUGGGUGGUUGUGUGGGCAGUCAUCAUGAUUCUUCGGGCAGUUUAAACGAAAAUUCAGACGGAACUGGAGUGGCUCUGGGGCGUAACCAGCCCCUGAAGAGAGAGAAGCCCAAAUGGAAGAGUGACUAUCCGAUGACGGACGGGCAGCUGCGCAGUAAGCGUGAUGAGUUCUGGGACACGGCACCGGCCUUCGAGGGCCGCAAGGAGAUCUGGGACGCACUCAAGGCCGCUGCCCAGGCCUUCGAGAGUGACGACCAUGAGCUGGCGCAGGCCAUCAUUGAUGGGGCCAGCAUCACUCUCCCACACGGUGCUCUGACCGAGUGUUAUGAUGAGCUGGGCAACAGGUACCAGCUGCCCGUGUACUGCCUGUGCCCGCCAGUGAACAUGAUCGAGGAGAAGAGCGAGCUGGAGCCCCUGGAGGCGCCCGAGCCGCCGGCCAGCGAGGGCCAGGAGUGCCAGCUGCGUCUGCGGCUGUCCACGGGUCGCGACCUGCGCCUGACCGUGCGCACCACGGACACCGUGCAGCACAUGAAGCGCCGCCUGCAGGCCACGGAGGGCGUGACGGCCGGUGCGCAGCGCUGGUUCUUCUCCGGCCGGCCGCUCACCGACAGGAUGAAGCUGGAGGAGCUGAAGAUCUCGCGGGACUACGUGGUGCAGGUCAUCGUCAGCCAGCCCCCCGCGCCGCCACUGCCCCAGAACCAGAACCCCACGCCCGUGGAGAACUAGCAGCCAGAGGAGGGGUGGGGGGGGCUGGGAUUGGGGGAGGGAGAAGGGGGUUGGAAGGAUUGGAGGGGUAGUGUCACGUCAGUGAGGCAGGACUGUCUUUUGACUCUUCAAAAAGAGUUGGUACCCAGGACGUUCUUGCCAUUUGACUGAAUUCCGUUUCCAUCAGGGUUCACUCCGCGAGGGAUGUAAGACUAGCCAGAGAGCAGCUCAUCUUGUCAUGUGUGAGGGAGCUGUUCUGCAGCAGCCGCAGAUGAAGAAGAGAAGUGAAGAGAAGAUGCAUCUGGCAUGAGUAACAGGGAGGACCUGAGGCGCAGUUUGGAGUUGGAGAUUGUCUUCUCUGGAGAGGUCCCUCCUCUGAAUGAUUGGAGUUCUUCUGGAGGAAUGCUGGGCUGGCCAUCCCCCCUCUGGCGAUGAGAUCAUGCUGGGUGUCUGCAAAGCAGACUGUGGGCCAGCGGACCAGUGCCGGUCUCUCUGUCCCCCCCAGGAAGACUGAACGCACUGCACAUUACAAAGAGCAGGCACAUCAGACUCAUCUUGGAUUUGUGAACGAAAAAAUACUUUUUUUUUUUUUUUCAGAUGUUUUUCUCAUUUGCGUUUUGUUUUAGGUUUUUGAUGGAAACCAAAAAAAAAAAGAGCCAGGGAAUUUGAAACAGAACAGGGAAAAAAUGUCUUGUGGAAAAAAACCUGCCUUUUAUGAUAAUUCUCUCAACCUCUGGUCCAAUCAUUUCUAUGAGAUCAGUUGUUUAUUUCUUGCCUAUGUACAUUGCACUCUGUCUGCAACUUUGAAACAUUUGACAAAUUAGGUAUUUUUGGCUGAUCAACCAGUUCUUUAAAGGGGAAAGCCUUUUUUUGUAAUAAAUCACAUGUCUGACCUUUUGCCCAUGACUUGUGUAAUUUUAGUAGGGGAAAUACCUGUAAUUGUGAUGCAUUGCAUUAUAAAUAGUUAAGUAUU
This is a messenger RNA of Clupea harengus (Atlantic herring), 1843 nucleotides long. RefSeq names its product ubiquitin domain containing 2 (gene ubtd2). Gene Ontology annotation, molecular function: protein binding. Lineage: Eukaryota; Metazoa; Chordata; Actinopteri; Clupeiformes; Clupeidae. The record is from RefSeq and is a predicted model, not a curated record.